Molecule: messenger RNA, 4313 nt
Organism: Ooceraea biroi (clonal raider ant)
Lineage: Eukaryota; Metazoa; Arthropoda; Insecta; Hymenoptera; Formicidae
Product: salivary glue protein Sgs-3
Source: RefSeq, a predicted model, not a curated record
UAAUCUCUAAAUGUGCCACUGCAUUUGGAAUAAUUUACAAUCAAUUCUACUUAAUUCUCUAAAGUGAUAGUUGUUACCAUGGCUCUUGAAUAAUUCUUCUUUUGCACGGAUCAAAUUUUUUUUUCAUAAAUGCAAUGUUCUUUUUCAUAAAUGCAAUGUUCUUUUUCAUAGUCGGUACCAAUCAAGUAAAUCUUAACGAUUUGAUAUCAAUAUCAAUCAAAGGAUUUUUUGCAACAUGCACGAAAUAGGGAACAUUGAAAUCGUAAAUAUUUCUAUAUUUCAAGUAUCUGAAGCUACAUACGACAUUGUGGAAUAUCUGAUUCGCGAUAUUAAAUGAAUAUUAUAUAAAAGCAAUGUGACGAAAAUAGGACAACUCGGCCCUGCCGGCUUAUGUAAUUCUUAAACGACUGGGCAAAAUUUUUGAAUUUCUCAAGAGCGAAUACGUAUCCCGAGGCUAUUUACAUCACUUUGGAUUUUCAAGAACGAGGAAGAAGGAUCGAUUAAAUGUAGUAUAGCCUAAAGUGUGGUAAUUUCUAAAAAAAGUUCCUUCGCCUUUAGCAAUACUAUUCUGGAUUCUAUUACUGGGAUUUUCUAUACGUAAUUCAACGUAACUAAGCAACAAUCAAUAAAUAAAUCUUAAUAGUAGAAUCUUAAUAGUAGAACGUUUUUAUUGAUAUCAAGUAUAAAUUUUACAUCAACAUUUAUUUCUCCAGUAUUUUUUAUUUUAUUUAUGUGAGGAUAUUUCAUAAUACGCUUCUCCCGAAGCAGAAUAAAAAUAGAUAUUCAUAUUAAAUUUUGUCCUAGAGGCAAUUCGAACGAUUCGAACGAGUAACGAUUUGGGAAAUGUGUAAUACAUAACUUGUGUAACGUAGCUUCUGAAAACCUCGACUACGUUACACAUCACGAUAUCGAAUUAUUACCUAAAAGUAACUGUAGUGAUGGGGCCUCAAUGUCCGCACUAGCUCAAUAUCUUACACGUAAUUAUUAUAGUCGAUUAGAUACUUAAUGCGCCGCGAAAUGCGAUACACGAUGGAUGUUGCUCCGGAUGCAGAAUAUUUAAAAAUCUGAGUAUUGUCUCGUGGCACAAGGCAUGAAAAGACAAAGAGAGAGAGAAAUUUUCGAGCUCGCGCGGAGGGAAUUUUCCAAUAACACGAUACCCGACGGUAUUUUUCAAUUUAAAGUUUAACGAGGACCCGCGACUCAUCAUCUUUAAUACGCGCGUUGAAAUUUCUAUCGGCAGCGGAGCGAAGGUACGUCGUUUCCCGUGCUCCUUUUCGUCCAAUACCAGGCGGGGAUAACGACACCCCGAGACCCUCGAUUUACUUGCCGCAUUAAUCAAGAAAAUGGUUCGACGGUGAACUCUACACGAAAACGGCCGGAGAUGGUACUCUCUUCUUUUCUCUCGAUGCACUCGUUUUGAUUACUCGUCAGGCGAGAAUAUCGCAACAUUUUCAUACGUGCGCCAAUCCAGUGGCGAUAACGAUUUUCCUACCGGCACGGGGUAAACAAGCGUACCUUCGACAAACUCCUUUGUCAAGUUUGCCGCGCAUUAAAAUUCAACGCGCACAUAUUUAUUGCUUAUUUCGCAAAGUGGCUUCGGUCGGCUAUAUGGCAUGAUCGGUUUCGAAACACGGCGUGUCGUUAAAUCGACAAAGUCGUCGUGAACAUUUGUUAACUCAAACUUGAAUUUUGUACUCGUCAGUCGAUAUUGUAUAUAUAAUACAAGCUGCAAUUUUUCCGAUUCACCGCUAUUCCGCCGUUACAUUUAUCUUCGUUACCGUUCUGCAACAUGCAGCAUGCUUGCAUCGGUGAUUCUCAAUUUAUAUAAUCACUCGGAAUUUUCAAUAUUAAAAAUAAUCAAUCAAAAUCAAUCAGUUGAAGAUAUGCAAAAUAUGAAUCGGAAUUGCAAAUACAAGUAAAGUUGAAUUUGAUAACAAAAAAUAUUGUUAACGUUCAUUGAAAAGCAUUAAAAAAUGUGAAAAUUGUAAUUUGUUUAAUUCUUUGAUGCAUUAGUUAUGUAUAAAUAUGUAACUGCAUAUGCAUAUAUGAUUUAGAUAAGUCAAAGAAUAUUGCAACUAAAGUUUCAAAUUACUCGCGAUAAACGCCCUUUCCAUAAUCCACCUCUGGCGUGAUUAAUUACGUGCUCCCUUUUCAACCCUAUUUUCGCAUCAUUUAUUAUUAUACCUUUCCACUUUCCGUGUUCCAGCGGCACGCAGACACGUACGCACGAUUCACCGUGCGACGUCCGCCGCCGAAGGAAGGAGAGCUCGGCUGACUGACGAUCGAGCGACAGCCCGAGAGGGAGAACAUUGAUGAAAUCGCGACCGAGAGACACGGGCACGGGGGUGGCCAGUGAAUAACGAUUUAUUAUAACGAAAGGACGGAAACAAGGAGGCAGCGCGCGCGACAAAGACGCACGUACACACGCGCGCGCGCGCGUAACCGAGGAAGGAUCGUGGAGCAGAAGCGGGCGUGCGAGAGGAAGUGCGAGAAGGACGUAGUGGUCAGGUGCGGUAACCGAGCCCAGUGUGUGUACCACCCCCUGGACACGGGGGGUGGCACAGAAACGCCGUCAGCGUGGGUGCCGGUGCCGCAGGGGCGCGCCUGGCCCGUCGGCUCGCCCGCAGAUUAGCACGCCGAUUAGCGGCUUCCUCGGGCCCAUUCCGGCGAACAGGCCUGGCGACCUCGGCGGGCCUCACGUCGGCGGCGGUGGCCGUGGCGGCCCCGGGGGAGCCCCACGCUCCCCCAAUAGCCGUGCCACGCCGCGCCACGCCGAACGGAAGUGCCAGCCCGAUUUCGGGCUCGGCCACGACGAUCUUAGGCUGCACCACGACGGCGACGGCGACGACGAUGGCGACGAUGACGACGGCGACGACGACGACCACGACGACGACGACCACGACGACCACGACAACGACGACCACGACGACGACGACGACGACAACCACCGCCACCGCCACUACUACCUCUACCACCUCCAACGCUACCGUCACGAGCCGCAACAAGAACAGAGCCAUGUCCAUGAGGAGCCUGUAUCGGCGCGUCUCUCAUCCUUGCCAUGGAAUUGAGAACCGACAUGCCGCGAAGCACGAAAAGCGGCCGUCGCAGAAGCUGGAGACGUCCUGGCCGUUUUCCUUGUAAGUCCACUUUCAACUUUGCCUGAUUGCGAAGCUGUAUCGUACCUCCGGGAGCUCUCGAACAUGCGGUUCCGUUCCGGAAACACGUAGAAACGAAUGUGCUGUUUCUGUGCCACUUUCGUUUCACCGUUUGGUCCGGCGCGGCCAUGUGUAACGCGUUUUAUCGAAAUUUCCGUUGUUUGGUUUGUUAACUGCAAAAAUGCUUAGACGUGUUCGAAUUCCUUUUAAUUUCCACUUUUCCGUUGUUACGUUGUUUCGAGCCAACUCGCCGGUUAGUCUCGUGCAAUUUAUGAGCUUGUUGCAAUACGCAACAAGCUCAUACUGUUCGCGCGAAUACCGUUCCUUUUAUGGAUAAUGUUCUUGUUACAGAUUCUUGUAACAGAGAACACACACACACACACACACAUACAAUUUUUUAUAUAAUUGCAACGAAAUAUUUGUGAGAAAAAUUUUAAGAUCAUAGAUUGAUUAGUGUAGAAUAAAAACUCGAAUUAUAAUGCAAUCCGUAUAAGUUUUUUUAUUAAUAAAAUUCUCCAGAUUUCUAACGCAAAUUUCGGAAGCUCUUUCUUGUAAAUGUGAAUUCAUACGUGAAUCAUCGAAGUAUUUCAUUCAUGUUAGGCUGGCAUGAUUGUUGCAAGAAGAGCACUACUAAAUUAACAAAUGAAAAGGAGCGAGCGCGCUUGAGAAUUGAUCCGGGCCGACAAAGCUACCGUAACUUAUAGCUUGAUAUCCUUCUUACACAACUUUGCGUUGGCGCCAUUUUUACGAUCAAUAAUCUCCCGCCUUUCGUUGCGGCUAGAUGGCACGUUCUACCAGGGCAAGCUUUUGCUCUAAAACUUGCUACAUUCACCGUACGAUAGCGCCAGCUUCACAAAUGCGAAAAGCUCGCAAGCGCAUUUGCAAACUUUUCAUUUAAUAAUUAAAAGCCGUAGCUGAAACACAACUUCCCUAUAAAUUCUAUAACAACCUCUCUCUCUCUCUCUCUCUCUUUUCAUCUGAUUAUACAACACAAUAGAAAAACAUACAAGUAAACAUGUAACAUAAAAUCAAGUUUAUUAUAAAAGAUUAUUAUUAGAAUAUAAACGAUUAUUAUUAGAAUAUAACGAUAAAACAAAGAUACAUGGAAUAAAUCAAUGCAAUAUAUACAGGGUGGGGCAAUAACUAUUACCACCUUAA